AUGUGCAUAGAUGAGUCAAUAAUACCAUUUGUUGGACGUUUAUCCUUUAGACAAUAUAUAAAAAACCACAGAUAUGGUAUUAAAAUUUUUAAACUGUGUAUACAAGAUGCAUACACCAUAGGAUUUAGAGUUUAUACUGGUAGAGAAUCAGAGCCUGAAUUUGAACUCACAAAUAGAAAGCAUAAUCCACAAGAUGUUGUGAAACACAAACUUAAAAAGGGGGAAAUUGUGGCUCAAAAAAGCAAUACAGGAAUAUUAAUUUUGAAAUGGAAAGAUAAAAGAGAUGUUCUUAUGUUAUCCACUAAACAUGAGGACAAUAUUAGGCAAAUACAAACUAAAAUAGAAACUGAAGUUGGAAAGCCAGAAGUAGUUUUGGACUAUAAUCGAGGAAAAAGCCUAGUUGAUGUGAGUGAUUUAAGAUCUUCUUAUCACACUCCUCUCAGGCGAUCAAUGAAAUGGUACAGAAAGGUAGCGUUUGAAGUUUUAUUGAAUACUAGUGUUAUAAAUGCUCUUAUAUUAUAUAAUAAAGUAAAUAAUUGUAAUAUGAGUGUGACUGAAUUUAGAGAAUCUAUUAUUUUUUCUAUGAUAGACAAACCAGUAGAUACUGAAAUUGAUAAUAUAGAAAUGCAUUCAAUAGUUGAAAAAACUACAAGUAAUAGAUGUGCAAUAAGUUACCAAAAACUUGUCUUAAAGGAAGGUGGUAGAGCUUAUGCUCAAAGUAAAACAAAAAAA
This is a messenger RNA of Acyrthosiphon pisum (pea aphid), 732 nucleotides long. RefSeq names its product piggyBac transposable element-derived protein 4-like. The transcript has 2 exons. Lineage: Eukaryota; Metazoa; Arthropoda; Insecta; Hemiptera; Aphididae. The record is from RefSeq and is a predicted model, not a curated record. The annotation marks the transcript as partial.